GGGGUGAGGACCAGCCGAGCGGUGUUGCCAUCUCGCGCACUCUAAUCCAAGCGCCAAUCCUCACCAACUUGACGACUAAUGCGGCCACAGCAGGGCCCGGGAUUCCAACUUAUUUGCAGGCAUCGCCACUCGCAUGGUGGAAGGCUUUGCAUUGAGCUCUGGGUUGCGGAAUUUGGUGCUUCGGUGAGAGAGAGAGAGAGUUGUUGCUUCUUCUUCUCGGGGGGAUAAGGCACGCAGGGAUGAUGAUAACAUGGGAGUGAGAAGAUGGCACUGGCAGGCCUUAACGAACAAGGGAAUUUUACGUUAUUACGGCAGAGGUGAUGGAUUUCUGGUUUAAGUUCCAGUCACAACGAAAUCGCUUAUUAUUAAGCUGUUACCUAUAGGUGUAUGGAGGACUCGCUCUCUAACAUGCGAAUGAGUGUAGACGAUAAGUGCCUGAAGAAGAUUAUUUACUGAGAUUGCGAAGAAAUAUGGUCAUGGCCCGCUCGGAUGAUAAUGAUGUGUGGAGUCAGAGCUACGAUGGUGUGUACAAUCUUUAUGCACAAGCCAAGAAGGGAGCAAAUUUUGCGUUGCAAACGCGGAGUCGUCGGUUAAUAUCCAUGGUAGUAUUGAUAUUACUCCCAUUUUUAGCUCCUCUGGUCAUAGUAUUCAUGUUGAUUGGUGGAGUUUUCUUAGCUCCUCUACUCUGUGGGGUCACUGCUUAUUAUGCCCUCUUCCACUUUGUCUCUCUGUCGAGUAUCAUAAAAUGGUGCGACUCCUCCAAGUAUAUUGACAAUCAAGUUGAAGAGGUGCUUUCUACUACAACGCGAGAGGAAAUUGGACAGGAAUCGCCUGAGGAAUCGAAUGAUUUUGAGGGAGUACAGAAAAAAGAUGAGGAACAGGCGGUCCAAGAAAAUGACACUGCUGAGCGCUCUAUAGAUGACUCCACCGUAGAAGCAGAAGGCGAAGUAGCAGAAUAUAAUGUCUUCCAUUUUGAUGACCGUGUAAAAGGACAAAGAGAGGGCUCAGAGGAGGCCGAUGCAAUCAAAGAAGCGACAGACGAACCUGUUCAAGUUCCAAGUGAGAAUAAGCAUUCUGUUGAAGAAGAAGAAGAUAAACCUGAGGAGCUCAAUAGAGUAGAAGAAGAAUCAGCUGGAGCAUCGUCUGCUUCGGAGAAAUCGACAGUUUGUGAAGAACCAGAAAUUUUUACUUACAAGAUGGCAGUUGAGGAGACUCAAGUUGGUCAUCCUGAAGGCCGAUCCUCUGCACCAAUCAACGAAGAGAAGGGCGUUGAUGAAAAAGAAGCUCCUUACAAGAAAGCAGUUGUUGAAGGAAAGGAAGCCCCAGGAGUGGAAGACGCUGUUGCAGAGAAGCCUGUGGGGUCACUAGAGCCCUAUUCCAUUGAAGGAGAGGUUGAUGCACCUGUAACAGAACUCUCGGUCGAGGAGCCUGCUGCUCAGGAGGUUGAGGCAUCCAUUGCUGAGCCCGAGGAAGUUGAGCAAACGAAAACUGAGGCUUAUUCCGUGGUUGUUUCUGAGGGACCGUUAGAGGAGCAGGAGGCCGAAGCCCAAUCAGAGCCCAAUCAAUCGGAAGAGAAGUUGAAGGCUAAGCGUCAGGGAAGCAAAGCUCGAAAGAGGAGGCAGGAUAAAAUGAAGAAGUAAACUUCAGAAUACUACAGUCUCUCAAGUGUAAGACACAUGGAGAGGUGCUAUCCCAAAUGGUAUCAUGUUUCGUGGCGCGAUUAUCGGGUCAUUGACCCUCUGCGCCUGAAUGUUUGGGAAUGUAGAUGGGUGGCAGAUUUGGAAGUGCGAACAACGAUUAGAAGUUGAAGUUGUUGGCAUGAUGGCAUGAAUUCAAAGUGACCUGCUCACUUAUAUCAAGUUCCUUUACACAGUUAAUAUUCACUCUACCAUGGAAGAGUUUGAUAGACUCUUUGCAGGAGAGACGCGAAGACGCAUUCAUCACCACGCUGUUUGUGUUUGCAACAUUAUCCACCGAGAUUGGUCACAGGUUUAUGAGGAAAUCAAUGUCUUCUAAGAAAUUGAACAUCAAUUUGAGUGAUACUCUUGGUGGAACAAACUGGAGACUCCCUGUUAUAUGGACGUGUGGUUUCUUACAUGGGCGAGGCUUUUAUUUCGAGCAGAGCAGAGCAGGGCACUAACUAGCUCUUUUGAAAAGUGGUUGGCAUUGUGCAGACAGAGUAGGAAUAAGAUAGCACAAAAAACUAGUUUAUCUUAUGUUACUUAAGCGGCACUAGGUUUUGCGAACACAAAAAAAAUGAUCAUCCUUUAUUGUGAUCAUUGUGUCAUGUACCAACUUAAAAGUUACUUACCAAUAGUGAAGUCUAUCUGCUGUGAACAUGUCU
This is a messenger RNA of Physcomitrium patens, 2344 nucleotides long. NCBI's taxonomy places the organism in Eukaryota, Viridiplantae, Streptophyta, Bryopsida, Funariales, Funariaceae. The record is from RefSeq and is a predicted model, not a curated record.